Gasterosteus aculeatus aculeatus (three-spined stickleback) is the source of this 5222-nucleotide messenger RNA. RefSeq names its product sodium-driven chloride bicarbonate exchanger. Gene Ontology annotation, biological process: monoatomic anion transport; transmembrane transport; bicarbonate transport. Gene Ontology annotation, cellular component: plasma membrane; basolateral plasma membrane. Lineage: Eukaryota; Metazoa; Chordata; Actinopteri; Perciformes; Gasterosteidae. The record is from RefSeq and is a predicted model, not a curated record. Gene Ontology annotation, molecular function: solute:inorganic anion antiporter activity; monoatomic anion transmembrane transporter activity; sodium:bicarbonate symporter activity.
CACACACACGCCUCGUCGUCCGGGGGUCGAACGCGUGCGAUAAUAGGAAGCGCUGCCUCCCUCCUUCGUGCGUAAAUGGGUCAGGACGGGAAUGCUGCGCUAUCUCCAUUUGAGAAAACCCGGCCGGUGAACGUGAGGCGGCGGUGUUUGGGUUUUUAAAUACUUCAUUUAAAAAAAGAGAAGGAAAUAAAAAGAGAGAGCAGUCUUCAGCCAGCGUUCGGCAGCAGCGGAGCAGCGCGUCACGACUCGCCUGUCGAGGAGCCAAGGAGAAAGGGAAGACCGCACAGAGAAGAGAAGAUGGACAUCACCGAUCAAGGAGCCCAGAUGGAGCCGCUCUUACCCACGGAGCAAAGUUCCCAAGAAAAUGUGAGAGCUGAUGAGGAGGCGGUGGUGGACCGCGGCGGCACGCGCUCCAUGCUCAACACCAACUUUGAGAAGGAAGAGUUGGAAGGUCACCGCACUCUCUACAUCGGGGUUCACGUCCCCCUGGGCAGGAGGUCGCACAGGCGCCACCGCCACCACGGACACAAACACAGGAAGAGGUCCAAGGAGAGGGACUCGACUGAUGAUGGAAAGGAAUCCCCCUCGCACACGGACACACCAGCUCAGAGGGUGCAGUUUCUGCUGGGGACGGAGGACGGCGACGAGGAGCACAUCCCCCACGCCCUGUUCACCGAGCUGGACGAAAUCUGCCUCAGGGAGGGAGAGGACGCCGAAUGGAAAGAGACAGCCAGGUGGCUGAAGUUUGAGGAAGACGUGGAGGAUGGUGGUGAGCGGUGGAGUAAACCCUACGUAGCCACUUUGUCUCUGCACAGUCUUUUCGAGCUCCGCAGCUGCAUCAUGAACGGAACCGUGAUGCUGGACAUGAGGGCCAACUCGCUGGAGGAAAUCGCAGACAUGGUUUUGGAUCAGCACGAGUUGUCGGGCCCUGUGGGUCAGGAUGCCAGGAAGAGGAUCCGAGAGGCCCUGCUGAAACAGCACCACCACCAAAACCACAAGAAACUGGCCAACCGCAUUCCCAUCGUACGCUCCUUCGCCGACAUUGGCAAGAAGCAAUCCGAGCCCCAUUCCAUGGACAAGAAUGGUCAAACGGUCUCGCCUCAGUCUCAGCCGUCUAACAAUGAGGGAAAACAGGACGUCAGCCGAGAAAACAGCGCCGUGGACUUCAGCAAGAUUGACCUGCACUUCAUGAAGAAGAUCCCUCCCGGCGCUGAGGCGUCUAACGUCCUGGUUGGGGAGCUGGAAUUCCUGGAACGCCCCGUGGUGGCCUUCGUCCGCCUGUCUCCUGCUGUGCUGCUCAACGGCCUGGCUGAGGUUCCCAUCACCACCAGGUUUCUUUUCAUCCUGCUCGGCCCGAUGGGAAAAGGUCCACAGUAUCAUGAAAUUGGCCGGUCUAUUGCUACCUUGAUGACGGAUGAGAUUUUCCAUGACGUUGCCUACAAGGCCAAAGACAGGAACGACCUGGUGGCCGGCAUCGAUGAGUUUCUGGACCAGGUGACAGUGUUGCCCCCCGGAGAGUGGGACCCCUCCAUCAGAAUAGAGCCUCCCAAAAACGUGCCGUCUCAGGAGAAGCGGAAGGUCCCCCCCGUCCCCAACGGAGUGACAGAUCUCGGAGAGUCGGAGGAACACGGCGGGCACGGCGGCCCGGAGCUGCAGCGCACCGGGAGGUUCUUCGGGGGCUUCUUCAUGGACAUCAAGCGAAAGGCCCCCCACUACUUGUCCGACUUCACAGACGCCAUCAGCCUGCAGUGUCUGGCCUCGUUCCUCUUCCUCUACUGCGCCUGCAUGUCGCCGGUCAUCACCUUUGGAGGACUCCUGGGCGAGGCCACGGAAGGACGUGUGAGUGCGAUUGAGUCACUGUUCGGGGCGUCGAUGACCGGAAUAGCCUACUCUAUUUUUGCCGGUCAGCCCCUCACCAUCCUGGGCAGCACCGGGCCUGUCCUCGUCUUUGAGAAAAUCCUCUUUAAGUUCUGCAAGGAGUAUGGCCUCUCCUACCUCUCCCUGAGGGCCUGUAUCGGCCUGUGGACGGCCUUCUUGUGUCUGCUGCUGGUGGCGACGGACGCCAGCUCACUUGUCUGUUACAUCACUCGCUUCACCGAGGAAGCUUUCGCCUCGCUGAUCUGCAUCAUCUUCAUCUAUGAGGCCCUGGAGAAGCUGAUCCACCUGGGGGUGCACUACCCGAUCAAUAAGAACAACGACCUUCAGAAGCUCACGCAGUACUCGUGUGCGUGUGUGGAGCCCAUGAACCCCAGCAAUGAGACCCUGCUCUUCUGGGACGAGAAGAACAUCACAGCUUCCCAGGUCAACUGGACCAUGCUGGAGGUCAAGGAGUGCGAGAGCUUUCACGGAGAGUUCGAGGGCAGCGCCUGCGGCCCCCACGGCCCUUACGUCCCCGACGUCCUCUUCUGGUGCGUCGUCCUCUUCUUCUCCACCGUCUUCAUGUCCGCCUUCCUCAAGGAGUUCAAGACGAGCCGCUACUUCCCCACGAAGGUGCGCGCCAUCAUUAGUGACUUUGCCGUCUUCAUCACCAUCCUCACUAUGGUUCUUGUUGACUACGCUUUGGGGAUCCCCUCGCCUAAACUGCAGGUCCCCAACAAGUUCAAACCGACCAGAGACGAUCGCGGCUGGCUCAUCAACCCCGUGGGGCCCAACCCCUGGUGGACCACCAUCAUCACCCUCCUCCCUGCUCUGCUCUGCACCAUCCUCAUCUUCAUGGACCAGCAGAUCACAGCCGUCAUCAUCAACAGGAAGGAGCACAAGCUAAAGAAAGGCUGCGGCUACCACCUGGACCUGUUCGUGGUGGGGGUGAUGCUGGGCGUGUGCUCGGUGAUGGGCCUGCCGUGGUUCGUGGCUGCCACCGUGCUCUCCAUCUCCCACGUGAACAGCCUGAAGCUGGAGUCUGAGUGCUCGGCCCCCGGCGAGCAGCCCAAGUUCCUGGGCAUCCGAGAGCAGCGCUUCACCGGCUUGAUGAUCUUCACCCUGAUGGGCUGCUCCGUCUUCAUGACCUCCGUGCUUAAGUUCAUCCCCAUGCCUGUGCUGUACGGAGUCUUUCUGUACAUGGGGGCUUCUUCUCUCAGAGGCAUCCAGUUCUUUGACCGCCUGAGGCUGUUCACCAUGCCGGCCAAACAUCAGCCAGACUUCAUCUACCUUCGCCACGUCCCGCUGAGGAAGGUGCACCUCUUUACCAUCGUCCAGCUCAGCUGCUUGGUCCUGCUCUGGGUCAUCAAGACCUCCAAGGCCGCCAUCGUCUUCCCCAUGAUGGUCUUGGCCCUGGUGUUUAUUCGGAAGCUGCUGGACUUGAUCUUCACCAAGCGGGAACUGAGUUGGCUGGACGACCUGAUGCCAGAGUGGAAGAAGAAGAAACUGGAGGAUGCGGAAGAAGAGGAGGAUCACAGCAUUAUUGUAGAGGAAGAAGGAAUCGUACAACUGCCACUUGAGGGACCCUUCAAGUGUGACCCGGCCACGGUAAACAUCACUGAUGAGAUGUCUAAGGGAUCUUUCGGGAGUGUGUGGAAGAACGUCAACCCUGCCGAGACCACCAAGAAGGAACCAAGCGCUAAAAGCUCCCCUUCCUAACCUCCCAGAAGCUGAUAUCCCAAAGUGGUGGUGGCGAAAAGCGCCACAAGCGGCGGAGGCAUGACAAGAGCUUGGACCGGGAGACGAGUUUGUGAUGAGACGUACUGGCGGUGCCACUGUGCUAUCGAUUAGUAAAUCAAAAAAGGCAAAAAAAAAACACUUUACCGCGCCACACUCAACCACCUUUGUACUGUGCUACACUGUGUUCUUGUCAUGUAAGUCUGUGUGCAAGUUGUGUAAAACAAAGAAUUUGUUAGAAACAGUAUUAACACAAGGAACUGAGACACCGUUUUGUUCUUUUUUUCUAUGUAUAUCAGUGUUUGGUGAUGCUAGCAACAGAGGGAAGCCAGAAUAAUACAACAUAUACAGUAACGUCUGUAACAAUGGGCCAAUUAAGUACAAAUUUUAAACAAUUUUUAAAUUUACUUUAUUUGUAUUUUGUAUGUUUUUAUAUUUUUCCAACAACAGAGUGUUGCCACAGCAAACUGCAAACAUGUGGAUUCGUCAGCAUCAUUUAAUGCCGCUAUUGACUACGACACACCUCACAAUAACCUAUAAAGUAGACAUUUGCCAAUACUAAUCUAUCACACUGGUACCCAAAGGAGUUGGCUGUAUGGCAAAUCUAGUAGUAAUUUUUUGAAAGUAUUAAAUAUACAUUUUCUAUAUUCUGUAUAUCUAAAUGUUUUUGUGACAGUGAAAGCUCAUAUCGCUCCAGAGUCUCUAACGCUAUUUUACAAACAAAGAUGUCUCUCCUCCACUCACGCAUUCUCCCAAAGAAUAGUUUGACAUUCUGUGAAAUACACGUUUUCUGUUGGUUGAGAUGAUCAAUUACCCCUCUCUUGUUUGUGUGCCAAAUUAUAAAGCUCCAACUAGCCGAGCAAAGUUAGCUUAGCUUCAGAUUUAGCAUACGCACACAGGAGAGAUUUUCGUCUUCUCCUCUAACUCACGCCAAUUAGCAUAUUAAUGCUAACUGUUCCUUUGUUGGCCGUCUUCAUCUCUUUGGGAAAACUAUUCCAGCUUGUAAUUUCAGAAUAGAAAAGUACUUGGCGUUGCCUUUUUUAAAAAAGCCGCCCAGCUCGCCAGCGCUGAGCUGUGGUGAGCGCGCAGAAAACUCUGCAUCAAUCUGUCAUGUCGUCAGUAAGUGUCAUCCAUGGCCAUGUGAUCUCCUGUCCAAAUUGACCCUCAUCGUGUUCGCAUCUGAAGUUAAUUGUUCAAAAAAAAAAAAAAGACCUGCAUGACGGGGGGGAACCGACGACUGUCUCGCUGCAGGACCAAUGGUUACUUCUAAAGAUGCAAUAAUAGGCUACCUUUUUCUGGGAAAGGCAACAUGUAAUAAACGGUAAAGAGUCUUAAAAAUGUACAAUACAUAGUAUAUUUUAUUCAUGUGAAAUGUCACUAAUAUAUUACUAACAUGAAGUCAGGCUUUAUUUGUCGUAGAUGUUCUUUUUCCCAUUGUAAGUGAUGGUUCUUAGUUGAGUAGGGAAACUAAUAAGUGGUCCGAAUUAUAUCAAUAUCAAAUAUUUUGACCACUUCUGUGCAAAAUUCUGCCUUAAAUUUGGUAGUGAUCGCUGUACACUUUCUGAUUUGGUUUCUGAGAACGACAGUGUGGGUGAGUGAGAGCAUAAAUAAAGAUGUUAAACAAGAGA